CGGACCCUCUCCGCGCGGCUAAUUUUUCGUCGGUCUUUUCUCUUUAGGAGUGCUGGGUAUGCCGCGCAAGAGGUGCUCGUUCGCCAGGAAGCGCUCGAGGUCUGCACCCGCCCGUCUUCCUCGUUCGGUGUGGUGGCUGGACCCUCAUUCUCGCAAGAACAGCAGCGUCGUUUUCAGGUCCGCUAUGAGGAAGAUUUUGAUGUUGCUGGAGAUCCUGACUACGUCUCUUGGCUUCGAAUUAACCACCCCGAUUCUCCACUUCUAAGGCAUCCUACAGGGCCCCAAACAAGUGCAUCAUCAGGCAAAUCGCUCCUCCAUCACUUUUCAGAUGUCACUCCUGUCGCAGAGAUUGCUGUUGACUCUCCCCCUCCUGACACAGAUAACAGCACAAAAAAACACUCCAUCAACGUCGGCACUCUCAAAGUUCCUGACCCCUCCUCUAGCGUCAACUCCCACUGGUCGAAAAGGAGAGCCACCUCGGGCUCGUUUAUUAACAAGUUGUGCUGCUUUUGAGAUAUUGAAGGAGAAAGAGAGAAAAAAGCAAGAGGAAGCAGAGAUAAAAGAGAAAAAGAAGAAGGAGAGGGAAGAAACAAAGAAAAGGAAGGAAGAAGAACAAAGGAAAAAGGCGGAGGAGCGAGCAAGAAAGCAGGAACAAAAACUGAAGGAGAAAGCUGAAAAGGAAGCACAAAAAGCUAAAAAAGAGAUCAAUCUGAAA
Geodia barretti is the source of this 715-nucleotide messenger RNA. NCBI's taxonomy places the organism in Eukaryota, Metazoa, Porifera, Demospongiae, Tetractinellida, Geodiidae. The record is from the annotation of a GenBank genome assembly.